AUGGACCUUGUAGCGUCUUUUCCGCACCUCUCAGCUGCAGAAUUCCAUACCGCCUGCACAACCUUAGUCGACUCCUUCAAUCUGCUUCAAGCUGCUUCUCACAAGGAGCACUGGACAGCAUGCACCCUAGAUUCACACGAGAGUCUCCUUCGAAUCAACAAAGAGUUUCCUGUUCCGUACCCCUCCGAGAGUCAUGUUCAGGAUAACGAGGACGCCGGACUUGAAGAAGAUGAUGAGGAAGCGCUUGAUCACAAGGAUGUCAAUACCCCACUAAUUCACUACGAUAUACUCCUCUCCCCAACCUACAGCGUGCCAGUGUUGUACUUCCACAUCUCCGACACACUGCACCGCUAUCCACCUACAAUGGACACCCUGUACAAGCACAUCAUCACUCAAGAGUACAUUGAUCAAACGAAAGACGUAGGUGUGCUGGGCGGUAUCACUAUCACUGAUCAUCCCAUCCUCAACCGACCCGUGUUCUUCAUCCACCCCUGCCGCACAGCAGAGGUGAUGGAGGCUAGUAUGGGUGGAAAGCCGGCAACGUCACUCGGGUAUUUGCUCAUGUGGAUCGGAGCUAUGGGAAAGAGUGUGGGAUUAGAUAUCCCAUUGCAGCUCAUUCUACAGGCGAAAAGAUGA
Molecule: messenger RNA, 636 nt
Organism: Didymosphaeria variabile
Lineage: Eukaryota; Fungi; Ascomycota; Dothideomycetes; Pleosporales; Didymosphaeriaceae
Exons: 2
Coding region: 1-636 (211 amino acids)
Biological process (GO): protein modification by small protein conjugation; protein lipidation; macroautophagy
Cellular component (GO): intracellular anatomical structure
Molecular function (GO): Atg12 transferase activity
Source: RefSeq, a predicted model, not a curated record